AUGAAAGAAGAUAGAAAAAAUAAUCACAUAUUUGGUAUUCUCUUGGGCACGCUUUUGCUUGCCGUGUUUUCUCCCUUUUCACGGGCAGCUGACUCGUUCGAUGACAACUUCAGCAAAAGCUGCCCGGCGAGGAACUUCAAGACCUCCGAAGACGGGCAGAUCUGGCACCUCUCCCUCGAUCAUGAUGCAGGUUGUGGGUUUACGACGAAGCAGAGCUACAGAUUCGGGUGGUUCAGCAUGAAGCUGAAGCUCGUCGGAGGGGAUUCUGCGGGAGUCGUCACUGCCUAUUAUAUGUGCUCGGAUUGCUCGGAAAAAGGAGUGGGGCCGGAGAGGGAUGAGGUGGACAUUGAGUUCUUGGGGAACCGGACCGGGGAGCCGUAGAGGACUGGAGAAGACGGACUGGAAGAAUGCACCAUUCGUAUCAUCAUACACGGACUUCAACGUGGAUGCGUGCCAGUGGAAGGACCCCUAUCCGGACUGCGUCUCCACCACCACGGACAAUUGGUGGGACCAGUACCCGGCGUGGCACCUCAACGAUGAUCAGAAGCUGGACUACGCCUGGGUGCAGAGGAACCUUGUUAUCUAUGACUAUUGCAAGGAUACUAAGAGGUUUCCUACUUUGCCUGAAGAGUGUUGGCUCAGCCCCUAUGCUUAAAUAUUUCUUCACUAUUAAAUUUUUGCCAUUCUUUUUUCUUUUCCCACAUUUCUAUUGAUGCAAUUUAUUGAUAUCUUACUCAAAUUAUGAUGUAUUUGUUUGAAGAGGGGGAGAGAAAAACACUAGUUUUCUUUAUUUUUAUUCUACUCUGUCAAUUGGAAUCAAUUUUGCA
Salvia hispanica is the source of this 827-nucleotide messenger RNA. The record is from RefSeq and is a predicted model, not a curated record. Lineage: Eukaryota; Viridiplantae; Streptophyta; Magnoliopsida; Lamiales; Lamiaceae.